Molecule: messenger RNA, 3091 nt
Organism: Cucumis melo (muskmelon)
Lineage: Eukaryota; Viridiplantae; Streptophyta; Magnoliopsida; Cucurbitales; Cucurbitaceae
Product: probable linoleate 9S-lipoxygenase 5
Exons: 11
Coding region: 172-2910 (912 amino acids)
Biological process (GO): lipid oxidation
Molecular function (GO): protein binding; metal ion binding; oxidoreductase activity, acting on single donors with incorporation of molecular oxygen, incorporation of two atoms of oxygen
Source: RefSeq, a predicted model, not a curated record
GCGCCGUGGAAGGUGAAGGAUGUGGUCGGGAAGCCGAGCUCCUGGAGCUUCUGGAGAGAUAAUUGCCUUGGGAAGUUUGCGAUCUCUCAUCGAAUUCUUCGCGGCGAUAGCUUGGCUAGUCUAGCGGUCAAAUAUUCUGUUCAGGUUACAGACAUAAAACGUCUGAACAACAUGAUGAGUGACCAUGGCAUAUACUCAAGAGAAAGAUUGUUAAUCCCAAUUGGCAAUCCCAAUAUACUCAUUAACAGUAUAUGUUACAUCGAGAUGGAUGCUAUUGCAAAACGGGAAGUUGCAGUGUUAUAUUUGGAUGGAAUCCCCAUGACCCAACAUUUGUAUGGUAAGGUGACAUCCGAACAAGGUAUGUCUUCUGUUCAAAAGAUUUUAGGGGAAGUGGUUUUGAUGAAAAGCAAUGUUUUGGACUUUGAUGAUUUUAAUGCUUCUCUGCUUGAUACUCUCUAUGAGUUUGUAGGCAAAAGAGUUUCUCUUCAACUUGUUAGUGCAAUCCAUGGAGAUCCAUCAAAUGAGUUGAGAGGAAAAUUGGGAGAAGAAGCCUACUUGGAGGAAUGGAUAACGACAAUAACGCCAUUAACAACUGGGGAAGCUACGUUUAAAGUUACAUUUGAUUGGGAUGAAGAACAUAUGGGAAUUCCCGGUGCUUUCUUCAUUACAAAUCAUCAUCAUACACAAUUCUACCUCAAAUCUCUCACUCUUCAACAUGUUCCUCCUCAUGGAACAACACUCUUUUUCCCAUGCAACUCUUGGAUUUACCCGACUCACCGCUACAAAAAAGAUCGUAUCUUCUUUGUCAACCAGAGCUAUCUUCCAAGUGAAACACCAGAGCCACUUCGCAAAUUCAGAGAAGACGAACUGCAAAGCUUGAGAGGAGACGGCAAUGGCGAACUUCAAGAAUGGGAUAGAGUUUAUGAUUAUGCUCUCUACAACGAUCUCGCUGAUCCCGAUAAAGCUCCACAAUACGCUCGUCCUGUCCUUGGUGGCUCAACCACCUAUCCUUACCCAAGAAGAGGAAGAACCGGACGACCGCCCACCAAGUCAGACCCGGAAACUGAGAGCAGAAUACCACUUGUUAAGAGCUUAAAUGUUUAUGUUCCGAGAGAUGAGAGGUUUGGUCACUUGAAGUUGUCCGAUUUUCUUGCUUAUGCGUUGAAGGCAGUUUCUCAGGUUAUUAAACCUGGUCUCGAAGAAUACUUUGAAGGGAUUCCGGGUGAAUUCGAUAGUUUACAGGAUGUUCUUGAUCUGUAUGAAGGAGGAUUUCCAGUGCCGGAAGGUUUGUUUGAGGUUAUCAGAGAAAACAUUGCGGCUCCUUUUCUUAAGGAGAUUUUUAGAACUGAUGGUGAAAGGCUCUUCAAAUUCCCUUUGCCUCAAGUGAUUAAAGAGGAUAAGUCUGCUUGGAGGACUGAUGAAGAAUUUGGUAGAGAAAUGCUGGCUGGAUUGAACCCUGUCAUCAUUCGUCGACUCCAAGACUUUCCACCAAGAAGCAAGCUUGACCCUAAGGUUUAUGGUGAUCAGAAGAGUAAGAUAACUGAAGAACAGAUAAUACAUAACUUGGAUGGACUUACGGUAGAAGAGGCGAUCAAGAAGAACAGGUUAUUCAUAUUGGAUCACCAUGAUUCACUAAUGCCAUACCUUAGACGAGUAAAUACAACUUCCACAAAGACUUAUGCCAGCCGAACCAUACUUUUCCUUCAAGAAAAUGGUACUCUGAAGCCAUUGGCAAUCGAACUGAGCUUGCCAAAUCUUCAAGGUGACGAAUUUGGAGUGGUUAGCAGGGUUUUCUUUCCAGCUGAACAAGGGGUUGGUAGUACAAUUUGGCAACUCGCGAAAGCUUAUGUGGCCGUAAAUGAUUCUGGCUAUCAUCAACUCAUCAGCCAUUGGUUGAAUACUCAUGCUGUAAUUGAGCCAUUUGUGAUUGCAACAAACAGACAACUAAGUGUUCUUCAUCCAGUUUUCAAGCUGCUCCAUCCUCACUUUCGAGAUACCAUGAAUAUAAAUGCGUUUGCUAGACAGAUACUCAUUAAUGCAGGUGGCAUUUUGGAAGCAACAGUGUUUCCAUCCAAAUAUGCAAUGGAGAUGUCAUCUGUUUUAUAUAAGGACUGGGCGUUUCAUGAACAAGCACUCCCUGCAGAUCUCAUCAAAAGAGGGAUGGCAAUUGAGGAUUCAAAUUCUCCACAUGGACUUCGUCUCGUAAUUGAGGACUAUCCAUAUGCUGUCGAUGGACUAGAGAUUUGGUCAGCAAUCAAGACAUGGGUUACAGAUUAUUGUUCUUUCUAUUACAAGACCGAUGAAGCGAUUCGGAAUGACCCUGAACUUCAGUCUUGGUGGAAGGAACUUAGAGAGGAAGGUCAUGGUGACAAGAAAGACGAACCAUGGUGGCCUAAGAUGCAGAAUAUUGAAGAGUUAAUCGACACAUGUGCUAUCAUCAUAUGGAUUGCUUCAGCUCUUCAUGCUGCAGUAAACUUCGGACAGUACCCUUACGCAGGUUACCUUCCCAAUCGACCAACUAUAAGUCGAAAGUUCAUGCCGGAGGAAGGCACUCCAGAGUAUAAAGAACUCGAAACAAACCCGGAGAAAGCCUUUUUAAGAACAAUCACUGCACACUUGCAAACUCUUCUUGGCAUCGCGUCAAUAGAGAUAUUGUCAAGGCAUUCAUCUGAUGAAGUGUAUCUCGGCCAAAGAGACUCCCCUAAAUGGACUGCAGACAAAGAAGUGUUGGACGCGUUCAAGAAGUUCGGGAAAAUGUUGGCCGAGAUCGAAGAUGGAAUCACGAAAAGAAAUGAAGAUUUGACAUUGAGAAAUAGAGUUGGACCAGUUUUCAUGCCUUACACUUUGCUCUAUCCAUCUAGUGAAGAGGGGCUAACAGGAAAAGGAAUUCCUAACAGUGUCUCCAUUUAAAACCCCUCUUUGAAUAAGGUACACAUAAUUAAAUUUCUAUUACUAUAUAUAUACAUAUAUGUAUUUGAUUAGUGUUGAUGAUUUAUCUUAUGGAACAUAAUUAUAUUACUUACAUAGACGUAUUGGGUUAAGAUAAUGUAUGUACUUUUUUUUUCCUUUUAUAUAUAAUUAUUUUGUUAAA